Leptopilina boulardi is the source of this 3686-nucleotide messenger RNA. RefSeq names its product scm-like with four MBT domains protein 1. The record is from RefSeq and is a predicted model, not a curated record. Gene Ontology annotation, cellular component: nucleus. Gene Ontology annotation, biological process: regulation of DNA-templated transcription. NCBI's taxonomy places the organism in Eukaryota, Metazoa, Arthropoda, Insecta, Hymenoptera, Figitidae. Bases 312 to 3191 code for a protein of 959 amino acids. The transcript is spliced from 9 exons.
UUGGGUGCAAAGCGAUCGUUUUAUUCGACGCGAGAGAAAAAGUAAAUGUAUUAAAGUGCUCUAAAAAAAAGAAACAAUUUUUUACUAAAUAAAUAAUAAAACGUGUAAGGAAAAAAGUGUAAAAAUUUUCAUUUUCUUUAAUAAGUGUUUAUGAGAAUUGAAAAGUUUUUCAUUAUAACCUCUAUCUCGCUAAUAAUUUACAGAUCGCAGUAUACAGAAGGAUAGAGAGAGAGAGAACAAAUGCGUUCAGGGACGAAAAAAUUGUUAAUGGCACCCGGGACAAAAAAAAAUUGUAUCAUUGUGUAUAAAACAUGGAAUCUACCGGAAAUGAAGCGAUGGAAAAAAAUCCAGAUGAAGAACUUGUAUUUGUUUGGCAAGAUUAUUUAGACGCAACUGAAAGUACAGAAGUGCCACAAAUUUUAUUUCCCCAUGUUGAAUUAACACUACAAAGUGGAAUUGAAAUUGGCAUGUCAUUGGAAGUGCCAAAUGGAAAAAUAACAAAUGAUGAGAAUGAAAUUUCCUAUUGGAUUGGCUCAAUUGUAAUGGCAUGUGGGCCAUUAUUGAGAUUACGAUAUUUUGGCGGUGACGAUAGAUCAUUGGAAUUUUGGUUUAAUUUAACAAAAGAAGCGGCACACGAAAUUGGUUGGUGUGAAAAAAAUAAUAAACAAUUACAACCACCUGAAGAAAUUGAAAAACGUUCGCCCGAUUGUCGUGAGAAACUUGUUGAAUUUUUAUCAAAUACCAAAUCUGUUCCACAGGAAAUGCUCUCAGGGGAAGGACUCAGCAUGGUGGAUAGAAUAAAACAGGGAAUGAAAGUCGAAGUGAGCGAUAUUCGACAUCCUUACAAAUUGUGGCUGGCAACUAUAAUUGAAAAUGUUGGCGGUCGUCUAUUGCUUCGUUAUGACACACCUGGUUCAUCGCCAAUGAAAGAUUUUUGGAUAUUUUGCACAUCGGAACAUUUACAUCGUCAUGGCUUUUCAGCGGCAAAUAAUUCAACAAGUACAAAAUGGUUUUUAGAACCGCCAACAUCAAUAAUUGAUACACACGCCUAUGAGGAAUGGAAAGAAUUAACGGAAAAUAGUUCAAAAAAUUAUGAUCACAAUGAAAGUCAUUUUGAUAAUAUUAAAGAACAUCCAAAACAUAAAUUUCAACGUAACAUGAAAUUAGAAACAAUAUCGCCUGCCGAUCGUACAAAAAUAUGUCCAGCAUCAGUUGUUAAAGUAUUUGAUGAUUAUUAUUUUCUUGUGAAAAUUGAUAUUUACAAUGAGGAAGAUCCUGUUCAAGAUUUAAAUGAAUCAUUUGUUUAUGAUAGUGCUGAGAAAGAUACAUGGCUUUGUACUGCCGAUCAUCCUUAUAUUUUUCCAGUUGGAUGGGCGGAAAAACAUGGAAUCAGACUAACACAUCCUCAAGGUUGGAUUUCAAAAUCAAUUGAUUUCAAUUGGAAUGAAUAUUUAAAAGUAACUGAAUCAAUAGCAGCGAAUGAAAUAUUUUUUUCACCAAAAGAAAAUGCCCAUGAAUUAGGCUAUGAAAUUGGUAUGCGUUUAGAGGCUGUUGAUCCUGAAAAUGAAAAUGUCAUUUGUGCAGCGCACGUGACAAAAAUAAUUGACACUCUAUUAUGGUUGAAACUUGAUAAUUAUGAGGAUUGUCGACAAGAACAUGUGGUACAUAUGAAUUCAUUGCAUAUAUUUCCAGUUGGUUGGUGUGAAUCAAAUCAUUAUCCAUUAAAACCGCCAAAAAAUUAUAUUGAAAUAUGCGGUAAACUUCAACCUUCAACAACAAUAACAACAACAGCAACAACAACAACAACAUCGACAACAACAACAACAAUGGAAAUGAAAAAAAAAUCAAAUAUUAUUGAAAAUUCAUGUAAUGAUGCGCCACGUUCAUCGCUUUGGUGUCCAAAAAUUUAUUUUAAUUAUCGUUGUUUUACGGGUCCAAUGAUAUCAAAGGGAAAAUUGGCAACAUUACCAAAAGCAGUUGGACCUGGACCAGUGAUUUUAGUAAUGCGCGAAGUACUUUCAAUGAUUGUCUCUGUUGGCUAUAGAAGUGCGCGUAUUUUAAAAGUUUUACAAUGUGACGCUAAACCAAAAAAUGGCUAUAAUCUCGAAGUAUUAAAGGCAAAACACAAAAAUAAUACAUAUCGUGCAAGUGUUGCCGUUGUUACAUCAGGCGAUAUGGUCGCUGAUUUUUGUCGUAUGAUUUGUAAAAAAUUAAUGGUAUGCCCAAAUUUAUUUGGACCGGUACGCAUUUUGGAGGAUGAUUGUCCGGAUCGUUGUCACAAACGGCAAAAAACGAAAUACACAGCUCCAGUGGGCAAUGGAAAACGAGGAAAGCCAAAAGGCUACACAAGUAUAAUGGUACAAAAGCCAAAACCAUGGGGAGGUCGUCGAAAACGAAGACGAGGUCGUUGGGCAAAUCGCGACAAGGAACAAGACGACGAGGAACACGAUGAGGAUAUGCCAUAUUUAUCAAUGGAUUUAACAAAGCAUAUUACAAAUAAUUUUGAAGAAUCAUGCGAUGGUCAAGUGCAAUUAAAUGAAAUUGACUUUUCCAAAAAUGAUAAUAAAUUUGAUGAUUUUAAAAUUGAAGCACAAUCAAGUAAUGGCUCGGAAGAUUCGCGUAGUUCAUCAUUUAAUGAUCGUAAAAGUAAGGACAGUAAUUUUGAUAGUCCUGGAAGUUCAGGUGGUGGUAAAACAACACAAAUAAAAUCAUCGUCGCCAUCGUCAUCGUCAUUAUUAUUGUGUCAAAAUAAUGGCACAACAAAAACACGUGGCGUUAAACGUGAAAGAGAUGAUAAUACAGAAUCUGAUAAUUCGGAAAUUGAUGGGAAUUAUCGACGGGGGCAGAAGAAAAUUAAUAACAAUAAUAGUAAUAAUAAUAGUAAUAAUAAUAAUAAUAAUAGUAAUCAUAAUAACGCAAAAAAGCCAAAGAAUGGAACAAUAUUGGAUUCGAAUCCAUUAUUUUGGAGUGUUGAUGAUGUUUUUAAAUAUUUAAGGAAGACUAAUGAUUGCAAGGAUAUUGCGCACAGAGUCAAACAAGAGGAAAUCGAUGGAUUGGCUUUUCUACUUUUAAAUUUACCAUCAUUGACUCAACACAUGAAUUUACGAACAAGCGCAGCAAUGAAACUUUGUCGUCACGUGGAACAAGUGAAAGUGACAUUUUUCCUUCGUUACGUGAAUGAAGCGAAUUGAAAAAAAAAUUAAAUUUUGUAAAAAAAGAAUUUUUUUUAUUUUCUUUUUAAAAUGAUCAAGUAAAAAAACAGUAUUUAUAUAUAUAUACAUAAUAAUCUUAUGUAAAUGAAGUGAAAAAGAAAAUUUUUAAGAGUUCUUGCUCUUCCAUUUGAUUCGCAAUGUAUAAAUGAAAAAAAUUUUGUACUUUAUUCGAAUCGUGUAUGUAAAAUAAUUUCUUUUUUUUUUUUUUUUAAAUAAGAAUGUAAACGAAUGUCGUUUAACGUUUUUUUUUUUUUUUAAUAUGAAUCGAGAGGAAAAAAAAUUACCUUUGUAUAAAUAAAUAGGUAGAUAAAUUUUUUUUUUUAAAUUAAAUUUUUAAAAACUUAUACAAUAUAUAAUAAUAUAGAAGAAAUAAUGUCAUCGAGUGAUAUCGCGUCCUAAGGAAAAAUUGAAAUUUUUUUUUUCCUUUUAAUAAUAUUAUAUUUCAUGGAUUGAUGAAAUAUUUUUCACAAAAAU